UUAAAUGUGUAAAAACCUCCUCCACAAAAAUAACCGUUUUUCCAACCAACAUUCUCUUCCUCACUCUCACUCUCACUCUCGUUCAGUCUCUGCAGCCUGAAUAUGCUCUCUUCUUCUUCCCUCUCUUACCAAACCCUAACCCUAAACCCAACUCUCAGAAAUGAUACGACCCACAAAACCCAUCAAACUCUAUUCCAACUUUACCCCAAAACCGUUCUUAAAUUUACAUCUUCCAGCCCUUCCCUCCAAACCCAGAACCAUCUCAUUCCAAAUCCUCUGCUGCUCAGACCCUCCAACCCCAUCAUCUUCCUCUUCCUCCUCUUCUUCCCAAACCCUAGUCUCCAUCCUCCGCGCGAUUCCCGACUGGGCCGACCAAGUAAAAGAGCGAGGAAUGCGGCAGAACCGAGUUCUGUACAGCCAUGAGAAAUGGGUUCACCAUAGGAGCUCCCUCCGCCAUGUCCGGCACCUGCUUUCGAGCCUCUCCUCGCGGGUCAUCCUGUCUUUGGUACCUCCUGUCAUCGUCUUCACCUUGGUUGCAGUGGUGAUCGCGAGCUAUAAUUCCGCGGUUCUUGAGAAUUGGUUGCCGGAGUUUUUUCCGGUGUUGCGGGCCUCGUCGUUGCCGUACCAGCUGACGGCGCCGGCUUUGGCGCUGCUGUUGGUGUUCAGGACGGAGGCAUCGUACUCGAGGUUCGAGGAAGGGAGGAAGGCAUGGACUAAGGUGGUUUCGGGGACUAAUGAUUUUGCAAGGCAGGUGAUUGCUGGGGUUGCCAAUUCUUCUGAUGCUCCGCUCAAGAACGCGCUUUUGCAGUAUAUAAUGGCGUUUCCGGUUGCACUUAAGUGUCAUGUAAUUUAUGGCUCAGAUAUUCAACAAGACCUCCACAAUCUACUCGAAUUAGAUGAUUUAUCGGUGGUUCUGAAUUCUAAACAUCGACCCCGCUGCAUUAUUGAGUUCAUCUCACAGACCCUGCAACUACUAAGGUUGGAAGAAUCGAGAAGAAAUACAUUGGAAGCAAAUAUUUCUUGUUUCCAUGAAGGAAUCGGUGUGUGUGAACAACUGAUUGGUACUCCAAUCCCUCUUUCAUAUACGCGGUUGACUUCGAGAUUUCUAAUCCUCUGGCAUCUGACUCUCCCCAUAAUACUUUGGGAUGAUUGCCACUGGAUUGUUGUUCCUGCUACUUUUGUUAGUGCUGCUUCUUUAUUCUGCAUCGAAGAAGUUGGUGUUCUUAUUGAAGAGCCAUUCCCAGUGUUGGCGCUUGAUGAUCUUUGCAAUACGGUCCAGAAAAAUAUUCAGGAAGCUAUUGAAAGUGAAGCCCAAAUUCAAGCAAGGCUUAGUGCAAAAAGAGAGAUACACACUAGGCAUCACUCACCAAAUGGUCAUCCAAAGUUCUAGUUGGAUUUGGAUCACUGCCACAAAUAUUUAACACCCAUUUAACCCAAUUACCUAUUAUAUACUUCCAAGUCUAGAAAGCAUGUAUUAUAAAGUUGCCCUUUUUGUUUUCUGUUGAAUGAGACAAUGAAAGUCGGUCUUUGUCAUUUAAACCUGUAAAUAUUAGAUGGUUUUGUUACUGAUUAAGAAACAUUAAUUUUAUAAUUAUUUAUGUUGUGAAUAUAUAUGUAGCAUUUAUAUAAAUGAAAUGAAACUUGGCCUGCUAUUGGCCGUUACAUA
Ziziphus jujuba (common jujube) is the source of this 1666-nucleotide messenger RNA. RefSeq names its product voltage-dependent chloride channel 1, chloroplastic. The coding region runs from base 161 to 1390 and encodes 409 amino acids. Gene Ontology annotation, molecular function: voltage-gated chloride channel activity. The transcript has 4 exons. Lineage: Eukaryota; Viridiplantae; Streptophyta; Magnoliopsida; Rosales; Rhamnaceae. The record is from RefSeq and is a predicted model, not a curated record. Gene Ontology annotation, biological process: regulation of photosynthesis, light reaction.